Nicrophorus vespilloides is the source of this 1593-nucleotide messenger RNA. RefSeq lists its product as uncharacterized. The transcript has 3 exons. NCBI's taxonomy places the organism in Eukaryota, Metazoa, Arthropoda, Insecta, Coleoptera, Silphidae. The record is from RefSeq and is a predicted model, not a curated record. The coding region runs from base 98 to 1258 and encodes 386 amino acids.
GGGGCACAUUUUCAUUUUUACGUCUUGUGCGAAACAACUAAGAACGCUGGUGAACAACUUUCGGAAGUGAAAUCCCCGAGACAAAUUACUAAACAAUAUGAUGGCUUUGAAGGUUCUGCAAGCAAUUCAAGUAUUAAUGAUAAUCUGCGUGCUUUGCGACGCUUAUCCAACGAUAUACGGUACGAAACGCUACGGCCGUGCACCCUCACAACGCAAUUCAUGGACUUCAACAGGUCAACCUGCUCAAGCUCAGCAUUACCAACAAAUGCUACCAUCUCAAAGAUACCCAAUGAACUACUAUGACCUAUACCCAUACAACCAGAACUACGACGAUUACUAUUAUCCUCAUGAAUCUUAUUCUUCGUACCCGGUCUACUAUCCGAGAACAUCGAAAUACGAAGUUUAUCAAGCCGUACUGCCGUACUAUUACGAUAGGCCCUUGAUGAGAUCCGGAUUCUAUUAUGGUUACGACGAUGCCGUUAAUCCUGUUGACGAUUUGGAGGAGGAGAUGAUCCAAGAAAACGAAAGAGAACAGCGCGAGGACGCUCAACCCAUUGGGCACGAAAUGUAUUACGAGAAUGACGACACCAGCAACUACAACGACGUCAACGCCGCAUUCCUGCAGAGUCUGAUCAUGUCGCAGAUGUACAAAGACUCGUUAGAUUACAACAGAAAUUACAAAGACUCAUCAGAUUACAACAGAAAUUACAACAACGACGAUGAAGUAUACGGAAAGUUGGACGAGUAUCCGCCCAACAACAACAACAAUAACAGGGAAGAUGAAGAAGUCGAGGAGCUGAAGCAAUUAGCGAAACCUUAUCGCGAGGAUAAAUUGGCAGAGGAGAGGCAGCGUUGGUUCCAGAGAGGCAACAAGAAACAACGUAAACACAACGAUAAGAGAAACUUCGGCAAUGUACCAUUCACCGAUCGCAAGGGCGUUAUGACGUCAACGGAAUCGACCAGCAGCACUACGACGUUCGCUCCCCCCAAGCGUGACGCAAGAGGACAAAAAGAAGAGGUCCUUUUGAGACCGGCGACUCCCAUCAAACACGCAUUCACCAAAUCCAUAAACAAUAUGAUGAAGUCGAACAAGAAGGACCGUCAGAGAACUCCUUCCGUAUACGACACCAUCAAGCAUAUGUUGGAUAUGGAGAAGACCCUCGAAGCGGAGGACGUGAAGCCGACGAUGCGUAAACGCAUCAUCUCCAGCGAGGACAGCUUGACUCAUCAGUUGUCUGUACUCAAAAAGCAGAAGUAAGUUAUUAGCGGCUGAAGAACAUAACAUUUAACACACAAAAAAAAAUCAUCCCUUUCCGGAAGAUUACCUAGAGCUCUAUGUCAUUGAUUUUAAGACUGAUUGAUAUAUAAAUAUAGUAUUAGCAAUUUCUUCUGUAUUGCACCACGUAUUAGGAAGAACGCGUCGUCACUUCUUUGUUAUUUGAAUUGUAUUUUCGUCAGUGCCGUCUGGAACUAUCCAUGAAAAAGAGCGGAUGGAACCAGAUGAUGAUGCCUGUUGUAUAUAAGGGAAUCAGACACGUGGACGAGACUUAAUUUAUUAAAAUAUAUAUACUAAAGGAAACAUAUUUAUAUAGA